ACUCAGACGGUGGUAGAACCCUGGUUGAGCAGAGUUCAGGUACCUCUUGCAAAUAGUGAUGACAUUUUACCAAAUACUUCUCCUGUUCUCUGUGGCUGUGGCUCCUGUGGCUGCACACAGUACCCACCGGACAAAAAGAGGGUUACUUGAGCUCGCAGGAGCCAUCAAAUGCAGCACUGGGAGAUCUGCUUUGGCUUACAUGAUGUAUGGAUGCUACUGUGGGCUGGGGGGUGAAGGGUGGCCCCGUGACAGAGCAGACUGGUGUUGUCACAAGCAUGACUGCUGUUAUGGAGAUGCAGAACGUCUUGGCUGCUACACCAAAACGGCCAAAUAUCAAUGGACUUGCGAGGACAGGGAAGCUGAGUGCGAGGAUUUAGAGGACAAAUGUGAGAAGUUUUUAUGCAAGUGUGACAGAGAGGCAGCCAAGUGUUUGAGAAAAGCACCUUUCAUCCAGAAAUACUCUCUAUGGCCGGACUUUCUGUGCGGCCACGAUCACCCAACAUGCAACAUGUACUGACAAAGUAAAAGUAUCUUCCUAUUGAGUGCCUAUUUUGUGAAAUAGUAUAAUAAAUACAUCCAAAACUGUCUAAAUUAUCAGAUUUUCACAGUCAUCAUAUUUAUGAGACAUGGUGGCACUUGCAAAGUAAGUAGCUAUGUGUACAAGUGAGGGUUUAACUAAAGCAGAAAAUUCUAUAGGCUACAUAUGAAAUGCAGAGGAGCGCAGAAUAUCCAAAAAUUGCUCAACAUCACUUCAAUAUAUUUUUACUCAAGUAAAAGUAAAAUUUAGUUGUCCAAGAAACUACUCAAGUAAGAGUAAAAAAGUAUUUGGUAAAAAGUCAACUCAAGUGAGUAACUGAUUAAAUUAUCAAUCAUUUAACGUUUAAAAAUCACAAUCAAAAUAUUAAGCCAAUUGGAAAUUUUGGUUUUUUAAGGAUGAGAACAACAAUAAUUCAUGUAAGUAUCAAAAAAUAACAAAAUUAGGCAAAAGAACAUUUUUCCAAAUCAGUUUCUUUCAGUAGAAAACUUAUGAAACUUUGAUAAAAGCUGCAGGUGUGUGUCUGGUGAGUAUUUGAUUAAAACAUGUUUGUUUUUCAUUUGUGGCUAGAAAAUCCAGAAUUUACUCAAGUAAGAGUAGCAAUACUUCAUAAUAAAAUUACUCAAGGAAAAAUAAAAAGCAUUCAAAAGUUACUCAUGUAAUUGAGUAAAUGUUACUAGUUACCAUCCAACACUGGUGAAAUAAGCCUUUCUCUUCCUCAAAAGAUUAAACUUCUGCAAUUGGCUUUAAGGUCAAGUGUUACAGUUCAAGCCACCACUUCCCACAAAGCUACGGUACUUUUAUAUUGAAGAGCUGCAACCUAGACGUCCACUCCUUACAUGCUAUGUCAGGGUUUGGGCCUUGCUAUCUUUCAAUGGAGCCUAAAGAAACAGGAUGAACUUUACUAAACAACAGUCUGAGCUCCGUUAAGUCUGCAGUGAGAUAAUCAUCAGCAGUUUCGUGUUACUGCCUAAAGGAGUGUUUGGUGCUUUGUGCUCAGCUCUUUUUAAGGUUUUCACAAAAUCACAACCUAGUCACAGUUUGUUGUGCAAUAAUUUUCCAGUGACUAAGCAAAUAGCUGUCAAAUGACCUAAUUUCCUGUCAGGGCUAUAAAAUAUGAAGUUGAAUGUUGGAUUUUCACAAUUUACUUUGUUCGUUUCAGAAGUUCACAAAAACGUCCUCCGAUGCAGUCCUUCCCCACAGUGGAGGCUGGAGACUUUCCAACAUCCCUAAAAAAGUAUCAGCUCAUUAGCUGUGUAUGAAAUCUACGUCUUCAGCACUAGAUGGUGCCAAAUCCACAAACAAACUGCAGGGCAAAACACCCGAGCAAGAGUUUGACAUCAUUUCUGAAAUUGUUUUUAUUUUUUUAUUUUUGAAAGAGAAGACUGUUCUCACUCUUGAGUCAAAACCUUUUACUCCUCUUUCCUACGUAUGUUCUUUCCAUCAACAUGGAAUGUAAUCUAAAUCCGCCCAGAUGUUACUCAGAGCCCUGUUCUUAUGAAGUGGGGAAAACACAGCUUCUUUGUUCAAACAGUGCUCCGUCUGUAAACUUCAACCGAAAUGAGAGAUGCAGUUACUGUAAUGUAUCCAGCUAAGAGCUGAAAGUUGAAUGUCUGAGUCAAAGCCUACAAACACAUGUUCAGUUGUUUUGAACCUUUGCCGUACAAGAAAGUCAAGAGUUGUAAAGUGCAAAAAUAAAGUUACUGGAAGUUCC
This is a messenger RNA of Gambusia affinis (western mosquitofish), 2249 nucleotides long. RefSeq names its product phospholipase A2 group X (gene pla2g10). The transcript is spliced from 4 exons. Gene Ontology annotation, biological process: phospholipid metabolic process; arachidonate secretion; lipid catabolic process. NCBI's taxonomy places the organism in Eukaryota, Metazoa, Chordata, Actinopteri, Cyprinodontiformes, Poeciliidae. Bases 59 to 517 code for a protein of 152 amino acids. Gene Ontology annotation, molecular function: calcium ion binding; phospholipid binding. The record is from RefSeq and is a predicted model, not a curated record.